AUGGAGCCAAAACCAGGCAUCGCCUUACAGACCUUCAUCUUCAACUACAAGCAAAACGCUGCACUCCGGCAAGGGACGGGAAAACACGAGCCUUUCCAGCGAACGUUCCUCGUGGCCAUCUGCAGAAAGCUUAAGGCAACACCGCCCCAGCGAGGGAGAGAGAAGGCACCCACAGGCAGGGAGGGGAAGGCACAACCGCACCCACCGCAGUACCUGUGCAAAGACACUCGUCACACCUUGGUUGUGGUCGGCACGUCGACAUCCGAAUCACUGUCGCUGCUGGACAUUUCUUCGCUUCAGACUAUAGCUGUGAGACCACGUCUGGACGCUAGAACAAGACUCAGCUUCCAAACGUCCUGGACACCAGUAGAUAGUAGACAGCAGAUACCCGUACCAAACAAGAAGAUGCCGCCGUACCGAGGGGGACGAGGCGGGGGGGCUGCUGGUGGGGUGCUGUCGCGCGGCGCUGUACAGCAAGACAAUCAGAUGAAAGAAAUCUUGGACGACAUCACUGCAGGAACCAAGGAGUUGGCUGGCACUGUGGGGAUGCAGGAAAACAGCGGCCUGGACAAGGAGGUACACCAGAAGCUGGCGGAGCAGGUGCAGCAGCUCGCUGCUCAGAAUGCCAAGCUGGAAAUCAAGAGGGCGGCGACGGCAAGUGCUAUGAAGACUCUUGCGGCGGAGGUGGACAAGAAAACAGCCGGGGGCGCGGCGGCGGCGGCGGCAGCAGCGGCUGACGACCCGCCACCAGAAGAGAUGGACAUGGCAUACUUCCUCGAGAGCAUGACCAGCAAGUUGUCGUCCGCUAUGGAAGGGGCAGACGAAAAGGCACUCGAGUCGAAGGAGUACAAGGACCUCAUGAAGAUGAUCGUGGCCACGGCCAUGGACGAUGACGAUGACAUCAUCGUACCAAACGACAACAGGGUCAGUCUCAAGUGCCCCCUCACGUCUAGCACCUUCGUCGACCCCGUCAAGAACAAAGUCUGCGGCCAUACGUACGGGAAGAAGGCGAUCUUGAACCACAUCCGCGUCGCCAAGAACGACGGGGGGGUGUCUUGCCCCGUUGCCGGUUGCUCGAACAAGGUCGUGAAGGCAGACUUGGUCCCGGACAAGGACAUGAUGCGCCGGUUAAAGAUCGAGGAAAACACGCAGCACACACAAACUGCCCAGGAUGCGGAGGACGUCGAAGACGACGACGUUGCAGAAUCCUUCAUCUGAUCUGGAAUGAUGGGAUCAGAACUCACCUGCACCAGGAGAUUAAGUAUAGGCAAAAUAUGUAGAUAUGGUGCAUGUAGCCAUCGCAUAUGGCAGGAGACAUGCUUUGGCAGGCGCGAACCAAAGGAAUGGAUAUGCAUCGUAACGGAAGCACCAGAUUCUAGUUUGCGGAGAGUCGUACGAAAGGUGCAGCUGUCAUGUUGACCUAGCUCAGCUUCAGAGAGAUGAGUAAUUUACAGGUUCGAGGUUCAACCCCGGCGCAUGUUGGUAGAGUACAUUUGAUUUUCCUCUGUUCUGACCAUGUACAUCGUAUAGUUGUCUCUGCGCCGUGCUCUUCAUUUGGCGCGCGCGGUGGAUGUUGCUUGUUGUUGCUUGCCGUGUUUGGUUGGUCGCGACCAUUGACUACGCGUGUUUUUCGAGACCGAGGGGGGACGUUUCGAGUCUCAACAUGGCCAGCUGUCGUCGUUGUGACAAUGAUUGUUUAGGUUUUCUUCCGACGAUUCGAUGUUGCUUGUCUGUAACAGAACAAGUUGCCUGCGUUCUUUGUCUCUCAUCGAUAUUUGUUUUUAUGCUUCGUGUUUUAAAAAGAGGAGAAAGGCUGUUUCGCAUCCCUUGCUCACCUGUUCCGUCCGCAAGGUCAUCGGUGAACAUGUGAGCAUCGUGCAAGAUAGAAGAUGGUCUACUACGCACGAAAGGCGCUGACAGCUUUAGAAACCGCCCGCAGCAAUACUUGGUUGGCCCAUCCGUUGUGCCGCAGAGGUUCAAGCGUCCUCGAAAGGUACCAGAACGACCGGCUGCGGUUUUCAACCAACUCAUCACGGCGCUCGACAAGGCUAUCUUCCAUGAGAUACCGCCGGAUCUUUAUCGGGAUUUUCCUCUCCCUCAACUCCUUCAUGGCGAUCUUCAAGGGGUCAGUCUCGUUCUCGAUGUCGACCAUCACCGGCGCGUUCAUACUGAACAAGAACGGGAAAGGGGGGGAAGGUGGAGGGGGGGGGUGGUCGCAUUUUUUAAGAGACAUUCUUGUCGAGCCAGUACAUCCUUUCUUAACCAACGCGGAUUCAGAAAUUGAUGAAGAUCUCGUGCGUUUAAUAAGCAGGUCAGACUACUGCUGUAGCCCAUGCUCCUCUAUGACACACAUUUG
Messenger RNA from Ectocarpus siliculosus, 2356 nucleotides. The record is from the annotation of a GenBank genome assembly. Lineage: Eukaryota; Phaeophyceae; Ectocarpales; Ectocarpaceae.